Messenger RNA from Pseudogymnoascus verrucosus, 1613 nucleotides. RefSeq lists its product as uncharacterized. Lineage: Eukaryota; Fungi; Ascomycota; Leotiomycetes; Thelebolales; Thelebolaceae. The record is from RefSeq and is a predicted model, not a curated record. Gene Ontology annotation, molecular function: phosphoric diester hydrolase activity. The coding region runs from base 477 to 1475 and encodes 332 amino acids. Gene Ontology annotation, biological process: lipid metabolic process. The transcript has 5 exons.
CGCGCACGUACGCGUGGAAUUGCGGUGUGUUGGAAGUAUCCCAGGUAUCUGUGGUGGCGGGCCAUGAAGAACCACCCGAGACCAAACUCCUAACUCCGACGGCCGCGAUCGUCACCCCCUCAGCCUCGAGGGUAGCCUGGUGAACGACGGGAUGCCCCUUCCCUUUGUUCUCCACAGAAGGGGCAAACCCAAAUACUUAACUACAUCGGUGUGCAAAGUGAUAUAAACCUCUUCAUUGCCCACUUUCUAGUUUGCGGUCGACAAUUCGGGGAAUCCUGGUCGUUGCCGUUUGAGCUGAAUACCCUUGCAGCCCUUCAGGUGUCGGCACGCUGAUAUACAUAUAUACAUUUCCAGAAACGUGGAAAGUGAAACAAAAACCACUGUUCUGAACUACAGCAUCUCAUAUUCGAAAUAGCGACUUCGAUUUGAUCUCAUCUAUCUCAUCGCAUCUGGAAAUUGGAUAUCACAGAACAGCAAUGGACGACCGGACGCCACUUCUGGGAGGACCCUCGAGCGCUCCCCACCCUAGUUUUACCCUUGCCAGGAAAAAUGCCGAUGGUCAGCGAAGACCGCAGGCUAUCGGCCAUCGGGGUUACAAGGCAGCCUUCCCUGAGAACUCUAUGGCCGCCUUCGAGGGUGCUGUCAAAGUCGGCGCCGAUGCCAUUGAAACCGAUGUUCACUUGACAAAGGACGGCGUGGUAGUACUCUCACAUGACAAAACUCUUAAACGCUGCUUCGGCCUCGACAAGAAGAUUAUUGACUGCGAGUGGUCGUACAUAAAGACUCUUCGUACAGUGGCCGAGCCAAAGCAGUCCAUGCCUCGGCUCCUAGAUCUACUGGACUAUGUUGCGAGCCCUGGGCUGGAGCAUAUAUGGGUUCUACUGGAUCUCAAGUUAGACAAUGAUGCAGACGACUUGAUGCGGCUGAUCAGCGAAACAAUCGCUCAAGCAAAGCCAUCAACGCCGUGGAAAGAGAGGAUAGUGCUCGGAUGCUGGGCAACCAAGUACUUGCCGCUUUGCUCAAAAUAUCUUCCUGAAUUUCCAAUCACGCAUAUUGGCUUCAGUAUAUCAUAUGCGCGCCAAUUUUUGAAGGUUCCCAAUGUGUCAUUUAACAUGCUCCAAAAGAUCAUGGUUGGGCCGUGGGGAGAGCAGUUUUUGGCAGACUGCAAGGCAUUAAACCGCCCUGUGUUCCUCUGGACGGUUAACGAAGAGAAGUGGAUGAAGUGGAGCAUAAGUAAGGGCGUGGAUGGGGUCAUAACGGAUGAUCCAAAGAAAUAUUUAGAGGUUGCUGACGGUUACGAUGAGAAGAAGCCCCUGGACCGGGUGAGUCUGAGGGAUUAUCAUAGCCUGGCGUGGGUGAAUUUAUUGGUAUCGGUAUUCGGAUUUAUAUUCAGGCUCAGGUUUGGAUACUCCAUCAAGCCGGAAGAGAUGAGGAUACACCACGAGGAGGUCGCAGUGGGAAAGGUUUCCUCGUAAUUGGAGGGCAUACGGUUAGGAUUUAUGAGUGUCUGCUUCACAUGAAAUAUGUCGCCGAGGAACAGUGCUGGCAGCGCCGUCCUCGUAGUGCAAUAUUGGCACUACUUUAUAGAGCAUAUAUUACGAAUGGAUGAUGUG